AAUUUUUCCUUGAUUGUGACAAAAUCACCAACGAUAAUCCAAUUUAAUCCAUAAAAAAAACCUUCGGUAGGUACAAAUAUGUUUACUUCUCGCUCCUCUAAGUCCAACCAUUGAUCUCACCUGAAUCCAGAUUAACAAUCAACAGCAGUUGAAAAACAACCAAGUUGAUAUUUUCCAUCGAUUAUUGUGAUGAUCGGAGCAGCUUAAUGUAUAUUUCUCUCUACAGAUAACUGUGUUCUCUUUUCUUUUGUUUAUCCAAGAUACAAACAACAUUUUUAUCACUUUUGUUUACGGUUUUGGAAGUUAAUUAGCUGUUAAUUUACUUGGAAAAAGAACUAUGGCUCUUCGGGUUAAUUUUACCAAAGGUUGGCCUUUAACCAGAAAUUUAUCUCGUUCGUUGAAAACUUGGUCCUCUGCAAGCAUUGCUGAUUACAAUUAUUUGAUGAAAAGUGAUCUACCCACUGAUCACUAUCAAACGAGUUUACCGCAAUUACCCAUUCCCAGGUUAGAAGACUCUUGUCAUCGUUAUUUAAACGCAGUGAAACCAUUAAUUGCUGAUGAUGACCAGUUUACCAAAACGGUGGACAUUGUUGGUAGCUUUAAAAUUGGUAUUGGUCAGCAAUUACAGAAUCAUCUUUGUGAAAAGAAUCGAGCUCUUCGUCAUACAAGUUACAUUGCUGAUGAUUGGAUGGACUCAUAUUUAUCAUCAAGAUGUCCACUCCCUCUAAACUACAAUCCUUUCCUCAUUCUUCAAAAUGAUCCGGAAAUUGAAUACAAUCAACCUUGUAUCAAAGCAGCCAACUAUUUAAUCAGUUGUCUUCGUUAUAGACGAUCGUUACUCGAUAACGUUCUGGAGCCUGAUAUAACCAUCUCAAAAUCAAAAAAUGUUGACUCUAAAUCGACCACAAUUGCUUAUGAUAUGAGCCAACACCAAAAUCUAUUUGGUUCAACUCGAAUUCCUGCUCUGAAUUUUGAUUUCUUGCAAACAUAUCCCGACUCUAAGCAUAUUAUUGUCAUGAAGCGUGGACAUUUUUAUUGUUUCAAUGUGCUUGACGAUAGUGGUAAUUUAAAAACACCUAAUUAUAUUUACUCUUGUCUCAAACACAUUUGGGAUAAACCAGAUGAAUCAAAAACAGAUCAUCAUCUUUCAUGGUUAACCUGUUUACCUCGUGAUGAUUGGGCUCGUGCAAGGACACAUUUACUUGAGAAUCCAAGUAACGUUGCCCACUUUGCCCUCAUCGAUUCAGCUUUGACAUUUAUUUGCUUCGAUAUUGAUGUUGAUUUUGACGAUAUCACCGAUCCGAUCAGGCAACGUGAACUUUAUGCACUCAAUGCUUUACAUGGGAUCCCGUUUUCAGAUCGAUUCUCAGAUUUACAACAGUUUACAUUGAAUCGUUGGUUUGACAAAUCAUUUUCAACAAUAUUCACUAAAAAUGGGACCACUGCAAUUAACUUUGAACACAGUUGGGUUGAUGGUGUUACCAUGAGCCGUUUCUAUGAUAGAGUUUAUGCCGAUUUCACUAAGAAUCGUUUCGUCAGUUCUAGUGAAAAUUUCGAUCGUAAAGUUUUUGGAGAUGUUAAGGAAAUCUCAUUUGUUCUCGACGAGGGAUUCAAGUCACACAUCGAAUUAGCUAAAAAAACUCAUAAAAGAGAAACAAGUAAUCUGGAACUAAAUUACAUCCACGAAAACAAUUUAAAUCGGGCUUAUCUUAAGUCAAUGAAGCUAAGCCCUGAUUCAAUGUUUCAUUUAGCAUUUCAAAUGGCCUUCUUCAAAAUCUCAUCAGGAAAAACUCCAGCCACCUAUGAAUCUUGUUCAACAUCACAUUUCAAACAUGGUCGAACGGAAACAAUUAGAGCUGCCACAUUAUCUACGCAAAAAGCUUGCAAAAUGUUUCAUAUUUCUCGAAGCAAUUACUCCAAUGCUGAAUUAAGAUCGAUAAUCAAUGAAUCAUCGGCAACUCAUUCGAAACUUGUCAAGGAAGCUUCAAUUGGACAAGGAUUCGACAGACAUUGGUUCGCUUUGAAAAAUAUUGCAGAAAAACAAGGAAUGAAAGACGUUUCUCUCUUCAAGGAUCAAUCGUAUCAAGAUGCUAAUCAUUUUACCCUUUCAACUUCCCUGUUGUAUGCUGGUAAUCUAAUCGGCGGUGGUUAUGGACCCGCUGUUUCCGAUGGUUUUGGUUUAGCUUAUGGUUUUGUUGGAAAUGAUAUGGGUGUUUAUUGUACUAAUUGGAAAGAUAAUCGAAAUGGAAAUGAAUUUUCUCAAGCUGUCAAAGAAUCUAUGAAAGAUAUUCAUUCCAUUCUUGAAUCAACCUAAAUGGAGCAAAUUGUUAUUAAUUGUCAACCUAAUUUCCAUUAGACAAACAAGCAUAAGAAAGCUACCCGGUGACAAAACCCAUUUCUUUGUUGUAAAAGCCUUAAUUUUCCCUAAGCUUUUCCUAUCAUCAUCAUCAUCAUCAUCGUCGUCAUCAUCUUCAUUUAAUUAAUAUCAUUUAUAAAAGUAAUUAUCAUAACACUGUUAAAAUCUUAAACUAAAUCAACUGCUAGUGUUGCUACACAAGGUUACGUUUGAUGAUUAACUUUUCCUUUGCUUGAAGCAAACUUUGUUAAUCACCUUAAAUUGUUUAAUCAUCAUUAUAAUGAUUAACUCCUGAUUAAUCAUUUAUCUUGUGAUUUUCAAAAAUCAUGAUUAUUGUUUAGAAACAAAGAAAACUCAAAAACAAUUUUGUAAAAUCGUUCAAGAAAUUUAUAAACAAUAUUUUGUUCACUUAUCAAAUCAAAUCAAUUAAAUCAAAUGCACAACUAA
This is a messenger RNA of Panonychus citri (citrus red mite), 2803 nucleotides long. Its product is annotated as carnitine O-palmitoyltransferase 2, mitochondrial-like. Lineage: Eukaryota; Metazoa; Arthropoda; Arachnida; Trombidiformes; Tetranychidae. Gene Ontology annotation, cellular component: mitochondrion. The transcript is spliced from 7 exons. Gene Ontology annotation, molecular function: carnitine O-palmitoyltransferase activity. The record is from RefSeq and is a predicted model, not a curated record. The coding region runs from base 338 to 2314 and encodes 658 amino acids. Gene Ontology annotation, biological process: fatty acid beta-oxidation.